AUGGAGAAGCUAGACACGAUUGCUUCAAUCUCGGAACAACUGAAGCCGAUCUUAGACAGAGUCAAGAAACUCGACAUAAUCGAAAAUUCAGUUAAAAACAUUGAAGCUAAUCUUGCAAACCUCAAGGCCCGAACCGCAAAACUUGAGCAGUUCGAAAUAACCGCUGCGAAGGACAUAAAAGAUUUAAAAGAGUCAACUACCUUCAACGGGAACACAUGCAAGGAACUACAAGAUCGUGUUGAUGAACAUUCCUCAAGAAUCAACUCUUUGAUGGCAAGCAAAAGAAAGCUACGGGAUCAAAUGAACGAAGUUAUCUCUAAAAACCUUUAUCUAGAAGCAUACUCAAGGCGCGAGAACAUUAAAUUCUUUUCCAUCCCCGAAGAAGAAGAGCAGGACACCCAGGAAGUACUAAGAAAUUUUAUAGAUGGUUUUCAUUGUGACGUCAUCAAAUUGUAAAGUCAAAAUAGCGAGGUUUUACGAAUUCUUAUUUACACUAGGUUAAAGAUAAACAAAAAGAAAAUCUUUGUACAAGUUUCCAUUCCCGAAGCAUGUUUCAUUUCGAAAAUACAGCAAUUUGAACUUCCGAGUUUUCACAGUGCGUGACACCAAAGUAGGAAUGCAGUGUCGUUGAAAAAAAGUCUCUCCUUUUGAUUUUCAGCAAUAUAACCACUUCAAGUAUUAGAGGAUAUGUUUAUGCGUACGCACGCUAGUUCUCGAGUGAAAAGAAAGAGCUUUUAUAGGAAAAGUAAACUCCAGAUGUUUUCGUUGAUUUCCGGCGGCCAUAUUGGUGCACCAAAACGGUGCACCAAUAUGGCGUCUCCAUACAGAGCUCUACAAAGGUGCGUGAAACGUUUCGCCAAAUAACUCAGAAACUAUGGGCCACAAAGACCUGAGACUUGAACAAAUUGUUUACGUGUUAGUCCUUUAUAACAUUUCAUUUUCUUGGUUCCUUCCACUGGUCGGUUUCCAAUUUAUUUUUUUGUUGCGUGACAGUGAAAACGAUCUAUAGAAAAUGAAUUGGGAUAUCGAAACGCCCGAAUAGCUGAAAUACAGCGUGUCCAUCGAAUUGCGAGACGAAUCGAGACGUGGUGUCGACUCUGGCACUCGCCCGAUAAUCGCCAGGUUCCUUCGCUACAAGGAUGUGGAAGACAUAUUCAGUUUGGGAAGACGCCUUGA
Messenger RNA from Porites evermanni, 1176 nucleotides. Lineage: Eukaryota; Metazoa; Cnidaria; Anthozoa; Scleractinia; Poritidae. The record is from the annotation of a GenBank genome assembly.